Molecule: messenger RNA, 3214 nt
Organism: Epinephelus moara (kelp grouper)
Lineage: Eukaryota; Metazoa; Chordata; Actinopteri; Perciformes; Serranidae
Product: putative E3 ubiquitin-protein ligase UBR7
Exons: 11
Coding region: 104-1312 (402 amino acids)
Cellular component (GO): cytoplasm
Molecular function (GO): ubiquitin protein ligase activity; zinc ion binding
Source: RefSeq, a predicted model, not a curated record
CCAAACUCCCGCCCGAACAAUCAUCAUUUGUCAACACUGUUGUGCAGCUCACGCCGGUGUGUCUGUGUGUGUCUUUGUGUCCUCUUUCUUCUCUCUUACCAGAAUGGCUGCACACAAAGAGGACUCGGACCCUGACGAUAUUCUCGCCAACGAGGAGGAGCUGGAGAAGGCUCUGUGCGUGCUGGCUGGAAGCGACCCGGAAAACUGCUCCUAUUCUCGGGGCUACGUGAAGAGACAGGCUGUGUUUGCCUGCAACACCUGCACUCCCAGUGCUGCAGAGCCUGCUGGGGUCUGUCUGGCCUGUGCCAAUAAGUGCCACGAUGGGCAUGACAUCUUUGAACUGUACACCAAAAGAAAUUUUCGCUGUGACUGUGGAAAUGGCAAGUUUGGGGCGUUCAAGUGUCAGCUAACUCCUGCCAAAGACCAGGAAAACAUCAGAAACCUCUACAAUCACAACUUCAGUGGCUGCUACUGCACGUGUGACCGGCCGUACCCAGACACAGAUGAUCAGACCGACGAUGAGAUGAUUCAGUGUGUCAUCUGCGAAGACUGGUUUCACAGUAGGCACCUCGGCUGCACUGUAGUGGAACCUGAGGAGCUGCAGGAGAUGAUAUGUGAGGCCUGCAUGAACAAGGCUCCCGUCUUGUGGACGUAUGCUGCUCACUUUGCAGCACCACCUGGGAUCAGCGUCAGUCAUCCCGAGGAGGAGGUAGAAGUCGAUGUGGAGGAGAGAACAGAGAAGGAAGAAGCCUCUGAGUCCAGUCAAGGAAGUGAUGAGGAGCUAUCCACCACUGCUGAGCACACAAAGCAGGAGGAAGCGCCAAGCAGGAGUUCCCCUUGCAAACGGACCCACGAGGAAAUGACAGGCAGCUCUGAGAAGGCCACGACCGAACCUGUUGUGUGCAGGCUGAAGGAGCUGCAGGCUAAGGGGCUGGAGAGGCAGAGACAGGGAGCGGUAUUCUGGCCCUACAGCUGGCGCUCAAAGCUCUGCACCUGCACGGGCUGCAAGAGGGCGUAUGUGGCUGCCGAGGUGCAGUUUCUUAUGGAUCACUCCGACACCAUUCUGGCCUACGAGAACAAAGGCUUGGACGAGCCGUUUGGGCAGCACCCGCUGAUGGCGCUGACAAGCUCGAUGGACCGUGUGCAGCAGCUGGAGGUCAUUUACGGUUUCAACGAGCUGACAACUUCGCUCCAUGCGUUUUUAGACCAGUGUGCUGCUGAAGGAAAGACAGUCACAGUCGAAGCUGUACACGAGUUCUUUGCGGAGCUGCGGGCUAGAAAAAGACGAAGGACCAAUGCAGGAAACCAGUAACGAGGAGGCCAUGCUGCUGUCAUAUCCCCGGUUCAUACGGUGCUUUCAAUGAAUGUGAAACUUCGAAGAUGACCCUUUUUUUCCUAUUGAAUAAAAGGGGCCUCUUGCUGCAACAUAUGUGAUCCUAAAGCUUGAACAAAUAGUGCAAAGAGUACUGACUCGCUGUCAUUGUUGUGAAGUGUUAUUUCUAAGGUGAAGGGGUGAGAGUUUUAUGUCCAGUUUUUUUUAUUGAUUUUCAACAAUGCCUUAACUCUGAAGCUCAUAAUGAAUGUUAUUUACGAACAGAAGAAAUUUUGUUUCAGCACGCUACGCUUUAAAAAAAAAAGACUCAAUUGUUGUAUUACUGUAAUGUUUUGCAAGUACAUCACAUAAUCAUUAUAAUGCCUAGCAACCAGUUAAAGGGAAACUUUGGUAUUUUUGUACCUGGGCUCUAUUUAACUGAUGUUUUUGUGUCUAAGUGACUGAUGGAGACAGGUUUUUAAAUUGGUCUGAUAUUGAGAGAGAUCACUUCAGCUGCAGUGGCCAAGGAGGCUGCAAUGUAAUCCCUACGGGUGCUUGUGCACCAUCUAUUUACAUCCACUAAACAUGCUUUUUUUGGGCACUGACAGGUUCAGAUUGUUAUUGGAAGUGUUUGACAUUACAGAUAAGACCCUAUAGAGAAAUUAAAUGUGACCAAGUCUCAUUCUAAAAUCAUGCGAGAGGUACUUGUUGCAAGAAAAACAGUGGUUUAAACAGACAAGAGUUGGAGAAGGGAGUUGCUUGAAGAGUUUGUUGUGUUGGAGUACAGAAGAUGCAGCUUUGUGUUAUGUAAAUGAUUCUCAAUGUCAUGGCUGAAUAUAUAACUGAUUCUGACAAUGUGGAAAAGUCUGCAAGAUUUCAGAACAAGACUUCUCCUUGAGCGAGACUUGACUACUAAAGAAAGCUUUAAUUUCUCUGUAGGAUCCUCUCUAUAAUGUUGUUAGACAGUUGCAGUAACUCUGGGCUUGUCAGUGGCAAAAACAAGCACUUUUAAUAGACUUAAAUUUCAAUACAAAAUUGCCCUUGGGAUUAAAUUGUAGCCUGUUUCAAAGCUGAAACACUCACUCUUCAAUACUGGACCAAUUUAAAAACAUGGUAACAAAAACAUGGGAAAAUUGUUCAAGGUUUAAAACACCAAAGUUUCCCUUUCAGACAAACGUGUUUGUAAAAGUGAUGUGAACAAAUACCAGUUUUAUGUAAAUUAAUGCUCCAAAUAAAGUCAUUACAUGUUUUUAGUGCACAAAUCAACUCCACUGAGAUCAAAUUAAUUCCAUAAUAUCAAACCAGUUUAUUUUGAGGAUGCCCAAGUUGACCACUGUUACGCACCUUUUGAGGUGACAGUAGAAAAAUAGAUUCAGUGAAACUAAAUGCAACUUAAUAUCAGUCUACAAACAUGUUUUCUAUGAUACCAUACAAGUACAAAGUACCUGUUAUAAUUCAACACAAGCAAUCACACAUUUCAGAUGGUUCAAUUUCAAAAGGUGCUAAAUAACACUAUGUACACAAAACGAGCUACAUGAGAUUUCAAAGGACUAUUUGAUGCAGGCUGGUAAGCUGGUAGAAAAGAGCUUGCAUAGACAUCAAAGUCACUUCUCCAAUAAAAGCCCAGCCGCAGGCGGGGGAAGGCACUGACUUCUCUACAGCAAAGAGCAAAACAAGGACUUUUAUUCAAUGGAACAUUGUCCUGGAAAAUAAAACAACUACCCAACAUGAACAUGGGGAGGAAUCUGGAGUUUUGCAUUUUUUCCCCAUGAAGCAACCUAGAUGGAAAAAUGAUUUUUCUGCUUGGCAACUUCAUCACUGCUAAGCAGAGAGCUAGUAUCUUCAGAUCCUCUACAUAUUCCUGUUUAAAAGUAAAGGAGAACAGGGGAGGGAAAAAAAAAA